AUGGAUAGCGACCUCAAGUACCUUCUCUCCCUCCAAGCCGUCCGAGACCAAGCGUCCAAGGUCUUUGAAUCAGCAAAGCAAGGGAAUCUGAAGCACUUCGACUAUGACGAAAGCCGGAUGGGAGCGGUCGCUGACUAUGUAUCCAAAGUUAUUGAUCGUGACUUUGGACCUGACAAGUACGACACUAUCCCCCCUCAUGGUCGCUGGCAGCAUUUCGAGGUUGGAGACGUCGCACGCGUCGAUGCCCUCGUGAAGCGAUGGUCAAGCGAAGAUGCGGUCGAUCAGACCGAAAUCACUCGACGGUUGGUCGAUUUGUUCUUUGUGUCGGUUCUUCUUGACGCUGGGGCGGGUGAUGUCUGGCGGUUCAAAGAGCCUGAGACUGGUCAGGUUGUCGUUAGAAGUGAGGGCAUCGCUGUGGCGUCGCUUCACAUGUUUGCAGCUGGAUCUUUCAGUUCUGACAGCUCUCUCAAGGAGAAGGUCGAUGCGAAGGGCUUGAUUGAACUGCAAGACAGCAGCUUCGAACAGCAUUUCCAGGUAUAUCCUGAGAAUCCUAUGGUUGGAGUAUCGUCGCGGGUGAAGCUACUUCAGGCUGUUGGUUCCAAUUUGUUGAAGCACCCUGCAGUUUUCGGAGAGCUCGGCCGCCCAGGAAACUUAGUCGACUACCUCACAUCCAAGGCCUCCGGAUCCAAGACUCUUGACUACGAACAGCUUUGGUUCUGUCUUCAGGACCUCCUCAUCCCUUCGUGGCCCGGAAACCGCACCGUUUUCAAUGGCCAACCCAUUGGAGACGCAUGGCCUCUCCAACUUCUAUCCGAAAUCGCCGACAGCAAUGGCGAUAAGGACCCCAAGAGCAAGAUCCAGCCCUUUCACAAGCUCACUCAAUGGUUGGCCUACUCGCUCUCCGUCAUCUUCGAAAGACAGCUAGGCUUCACCUGGAAGAACAUGCAUCUGGGCACCGGACUGCCUGAAUACCGAAACGGCGGAUUAUUCGUCGAUCUCGGGGUCUUGAAGCUGAAGCCUGAUGACUUGAAAGCUGGAAAGGAAAGCUCGGGACAAGAGCUUCCGCAGUUUGAAGCCUCUGAUGAUGUUAUCGUUGAGUGGCGUGCUCUGACUGUCGCACUGCUGGAUGAACUCCACAAGAUGCUCAAGGAGAAGUACGAACCUCGUGGAGUCAGUCUGAGUCUUCUUCAGAUGUUGGAAGCGGGAAGUUGGAAGUCUGGACGGCUUUUGGCUGCCGAGCUGCGACCUGAGACUAAGUGUAGUCCCAUUCUGGUCAUUAGUGAUGGUACGCUGUACUAG
Messenger RNA from Fusarium fujikuroi IMI 58289, 1299 nucleotides. RefSeq names its product related to Protein urg3. Lineage: Eukaryota; Fungi; Ascomycota; Sordariomycetes; Hypocreales; Nectriaceae. The record is from RefSeq and is a predicted model, not a curated record. The coding region runs from base 1 to 1299 and encodes 432 amino acids. The transcript has 4 exons.